GAGCCGAGCGAAAAUUGAGGGAUGCGAAAGAAGAGAGAGAAGAAGCGAACGAAAAAGACGACCAAUUCAGCUCGAUCAAUUCCCCAAUUCAACGCGACGUAGAAGAAGAGAGGUGUGGGAUUGGUGUUACCUGCGCCGCCUUCUGAAAGCGGCGCCCCGGCAUCGACUCGUGGACAGAGGUUGCCGCCGCCGCCGUUUCUUGUAGGUCGUGCAGAGGCUAGGCUUCUCGAUCUCGAUCUGCUUCCCGGAUUUUCCCUUGAAAGGCACUGUUACCGCCUACAUUGCCAUUGAGGGGCUGCGGAUCGUGUAUAAUAUUUGUGAGCAAAGUGUUCACUAAAAGAUGCCAGUGCCGCCGCCGCCAACGUUGCAGCUACAGCCUCAGCCAACGCCAUCACUGUCAGGGACAAAGAACUCUCGGAUUGACCUUGAUGACCUUAAAUCUCAUAUAGUGAAACGGAUUGGCCAGGACCGUGCUCACAGAUACUUCCGGGCUCUAAAUGGUUUCUUGUUGCAGAAGCUGAGCAAGACAGAGUUCUACAAAAUCUGUGUUUCGGUACUUGGUAGUGAGAAUAUCCCCUUGCACAAUCAGCUCAUUCGUUCAAUCCUUCAGAAUGCCACUCAAGCAAAGACACCUCCACCACUUGAUCGUGGCAAGUUUGCCCAAAAACAAACUGGGGAUGUGUCAAAGAAAUUACUUCAAGUAGAUGAUGUUUCAAAAGCUCCUUCACUAGUGCUCCAAACUUUGUCCAAUGGGGACAUAUUGCCACCAUCACCCAGAAAAUUCAGGACUGGCAUUGAUAUUUGCAGGACAAAAGACUGGCCAACUCCUCUUGGAACAAGUCCAAGAGCUGAUGUUGUUACACAUCAGCCUUCAAAGCCACGUGGUGAGACUGUUUCAACUGAAAAUGGUCAUUUGAAUUUUUCCAAGAGAUUAUUGCAGCAACAGGAUGCUAACUCUUACCGGCCAGCAACAAAGAAGAGGAGAGAGGGGACACCUCUGCAUGACUGGACUACUGUAGAUAGCAAUCCACAUGCAGAAGCAACACCCAUAGGAGUUGAGAAGAACAUGGGUCAUUCAAGUUAUUUGGAUCCCUUCAGAGGCCCUCUUCAGGCUCCACUUGGGAUUUCUUUUUCUGCUGCAAGUGUUAGUAGGGCACGAAGGACAUUUUUCUCAGCGGGUACUUCUACCAGUGACAGUCAUUGGAGAAACCAUAAUUCUGGUGAACUAUGCCGUACUGAGGUUUUGAAGACAACAAUGUUGAAGAUAGCUGAAGCACAGGAUUUGGAAGCAGUAAAAUCGGAAUCAGCUAACGUUUUGAAUAAUGCUCUGGAUGCUUAUUUGAAACGGAUUAUUAGGUCAUGCAUCGAUUUGAAAGUAGGUAGAGAACAUGCAUCAGUAAAGCAGCGAAGUCCUAAUCUUCAACCUUAUACAAUGCACGUCAAUGGUAUUUGGCCAAGAAAUAACAUCCAUUUACCAGGUAAUGUUGAAUUUGUGGAAGCAUGUGUGAUUAGUAUGAACGAUUUCAAGUUAGCAAUGGAAUUAAACCCACAACAACUUGGGGAGAACUGGCCUUUGCUUCUUGAGAAAAUAUGUGUUUGCUCAUUUGAGGAGUAGGAGAAGUUAAGUCCAAUUCUCUGAUUUGCAAGAAAUUUUGGCACUUAAAUGUGCUUUAACUUUUAGGGCCCUUAGUUGGGUCUUCGAUAGCCAUCUAAGCUCCUUGGUCAAAACAUACAUCUUUUCUUUCAGUAUUGAAGAAAAAAUCUUCCGAACCCUGAUUGGCAACCUCAAGGAGGCCCCUUUCUAACACUCAACCAGAAGUCAAAUUCUCAUGCCACUUCAUAGAAGACUUUAAAUGAACAUUGCAGAAGCAUUCCCUUGAGUAUCUUCUGGAGUCGAUCUUCUGCAAGCUUACAAGUUGCAAGUCCAUACUCCCUCAAUUGGAUACAUACUUGCUAUCAGUGAUGAUCUGAUUUUCUUCCCACUGAUGUUGACAAUUCUUCAUUUUUUCUCCAACAAAGACUUGGCUUCUCCAACCGCAGUUUUCAGCUCCCAGCAUAAAAAUAGUUUCCUGCAUCCAAGCGCGGUUAUAUACUUUUAUAACCUAAGGUGUGGUGUGUAAGCAAACAUUGGAAGAAGUUUCAUGGAAGGAACAACAAUGAAGUUUCCUCCUUUCGUUACUCCAAAGGUUACUCUUCAACUAGUUUUAUGUACAUGAACAUACCAUUAUUGUUUCUUACUAAGUUAUACGUAGUUGUUUAUUGCCAUGAUUAUACUUUUAAAGUAGCCUCAAGCUUUGUGAAGCUUUUAAAGUAGCCUCCAAAGGUUAUAUGUUGCACAGGCCAACAUUGCUAGACGCUUUGUGAAUGGAAAAACUAUGAACCUUCCUUCUCUUAUAACUCCAAAGUUGCCCCGAGCUAUGUUGCUUAUACAAACAUUGCAAGAAGCUUCAUGAAAGGAAAAACUAUGAAGUUUCCUUCUCAUAUUACUCCAAAGGUAACUUUUCAAUUAGUUUUAAGUACAUCAACUUAGUUUUAUUAGUUUAUCACACACACACAAAAAAUGCCUUUAUUAAUCAGAAAUGAAAGUUGUCUCUUUUUUCAUAUACCAGUCACGUUAACUAUGGUAUUGUUAGAAACAAGUAUGCAUUUGGCUUCACCACAUAAGUUUACUAUAGUACAAGGCUAAUUUACAUAGGCAUAUGACAUAGCAGCAUGCAUUUCCUUCAAAAAGAUAUUGUUGAUUAAUAUUAUGUGAGCUAGCCUUGUAUCCAAUCAUUCCACAUAGGGAAUAAUCCUCCAUCCCUGCAAGAGGAAUUAAUCCCAUAAUUUGGGUAUAAAUAAUUUGUAGUAUAAAUCACGGACCAAUAAAAUUAUUCUCUUUGUACCUUAAAAAUUAACAAUCCUAAUGAAUAAGUUUUGUUAUAUUAUUGUAUUUCAACUCAGACCGAGGUAAGUUAUCAUGCCCAGCAACUCUGACCAAUAUAAUCCAUUGGAAACUUUUUAAACAAGCUCCGAGUUAUUGGAUAUUUAUCACCAUGAAAUGCUUAGUUAACUUGAGUCCACUUCUUUUAUGGUAUCAGCCUAAUGGUUUCUCUUUUGCAUUGCCAAGUUAUUCACCAGAAAAGUGUGAUUAUGUAAAACGGUGCAAGACUGCUACAGACGCUGGGAGGUAUGCUGCCUUUCUUAGUUGAUGAAGCAGGACCUUAUUGUGUGAACUUUAACGUCUCUGUAACUGUUUAUGAAGCCCCAUCCGAGUGUGAUAUUUCUGAAUUAGCCUCCUGCCUUUGGCACUGAUCUUGUGUGGGGUUCACUUCUCAUCAGUCGAGCUAGUAUCUAGAUGACCAAUGUAUCAAAAGGAAGCUAAGGAGCUAGUCGAUGACCAAAGAGUGCAAAGCUCAAAAUGGAGGCAGUCACUAAAAUUUAGCUGAAUGACUUACUUCCUGGAAAUAAAAGUCUUAUCACCUUUAUUUGUAGCCUCAUUGGCAAUGAAAAGAAGCGUUUGUUGGAGCUAGGAAUCUGGAGUCCAUGCAUUGAAAUUUGAAUUUUAAUGUUUAUGGUGAGAUCAGUGUUUUCCUCUGUUCAGUUGUUGCCUUGCAGGAGAAUGGAAUAUUGUAACUCAUGUUUGCUAAAUAUGCUACUAAUUGUUGCAUUUCUCUUUUUCUGAUGAGAGCAACCAUUUUAUA
Zingiber officinale is the source of this 3683-nucleotide messenger RNA. RefSeq lists its product as uncharacterized. Lineage: Eukaryota; Viridiplantae; Streptophyta; Magnoliopsida; Zingiberales; Zingiberaceae. Gene Ontology annotation, cellular component: SAGA complex. The coding region runs from base 341 to 1615 and encodes 424 amino acids. Gene Ontology annotation, molecular function: transcription coactivator activity. The record is from RefSeq and is a predicted model, not a curated record. Gene Ontology annotation, biological process: regulation of transcription by RNA polymerase II. The transcript has 8 exons.